GAUGGGCUUUGCUGGAGGAGUACCCCGGUAAUGUACCCCGCAGAGACAAACAGCCCCAGAUAAGGAGGAGUAUCUUCCCCCCGGCACCCUCGGGACGGCAACAGAAAGCAAUGACUGUGAAACUGCCCGCAAAAAGGAAGAAAAACAGAAAGACACUGCCGGAUUGUGAGAAAAGAAAACAACACCCUUUGAAUGUGCAGAACGGCAAAACCAGCGUCCCUGCCAACAAAACUGCGCUGCUCACACAGCAAAACCCCGACCCAGAAACUGAUGUGUGGAUGGACCCCAAAGCAGGGCUGCUGCCAUGUAAAGAGGAGACUCCAGGCUCCCCCCCGCAGCCCAAACUUCCACUGUCCUGUUCGCUGCAGGGCAGUUGGACUAGAUGGCCUUCAGAGGUCCCUUCCGACUCCAAGGAUUCUGUCAUUCCGUGAUUCUGUGCGAUGUUAAUAGCGGGCACAACCUGGCAGCACUGGGACACAACGCAGUAGGACUGGCUGGGCAGGGCUUCUUCCAGAUAGGCAAACCUCUAAUUCAUCAUAGACUCAUAGAGCCAAAGGGGUUGGAAAGGAUCUCAGCCCGCCCAGCUCCAAGCCCUGCCGUGGGCUGGCUGCCCCAUCCAGCCUGGCCUUGAGCAUCUCCAGGGAUGGGACAGAACUCUCCAUCCCUGGGCAGGCCUUUGGUCCUAGACUUCCCAUCUCUCUCCUGUUGCUGCUCCGCGUGCAGUGGGGAGCAGUCAAUAAAAACCACCGGGCGUUAAUUUGAGUUUGUGUGCUGCAUUGUGGAUCCAGCACCCUGCACAUCUCCCCCGUGCCCAUCUGCUGUGCCUGGUUUUUGGAAACCUGCGGCAUGGGACAGGCAGAGGUCCACGUAUCCGUGGCAGCGCCGGACAAAGGAUCUCUGUGCUGGUGCUGAAUGGUGCCUUGGGAAUUCCCAGGGUUGCUUAGGAACAAAUGCCGGAGGGGUCCGAGUGAGAGCUGACUGUGUCUCAAGAUGGGAGCGGGUUUGGAGGAGCACCAGGGCAUGAAUGGGGCUGGUGGGGAUUUCUGGGACAGGAUCAUCAAUCUAGUUGUUGGCAGCCUGACAGUCCUGCUGCUUGUAGUCACUCUGAUCAGUGCUUUUGUCUUCCCACAACUACCUCCAAAACCUGUGAAUAUAUUUUUUGCUAUCUGCAUCUUCUUGUGUUGCAUUUCUGCUGGCAUACUUAUCUACUGGUAUCGACAGGGAGACCUGGAACCUAAAUUCAGGAACCUAAUUUACUAUGUGUUAUUCUCUAUCGUCAUGUUAUGUAUAUGUGCCAACCUGUACUUCCAUGAAGUGGGUAAAUGACAGGCAUUGGGAAUACCCAGCGAUGACGCUGCUGUAUCAGACUGCUUUCAGAUCAGCUCUCGGCUCUACCUGAGACAAGUAAAUGAGUACAGUUAGCCUGAAAGAAGUGGAUUGUGCAAGGACAAAUCAGUACAUGAUUUUCAUGUAAAUGUAUAUGUAAUGUCCCUCUUGUUGGGGAGAAUUAUUGCCAUAAGAUGUGACAUCCUGCUUUUUUUUGAAGAGCUACUGUUGCACUUAAUGAACAUUCCAGUUGUACUGAUGUUUCUGAAUGGCACAAGCUUUUUCAUUUUUGGAAAAAAAAAUGCAUUUUUUAUUACUGUACAAAUAAACUGCAGCAUUGCAAGGAUCUGUAGCAGUAUAAAUAAAUGGCACCUUACAGUUA
Messenger RNA from Meleagris gallopavo (turkey), 1708 nucleotides. The record is from RefSeq and is a predicted model, not a curated record. NCBI's taxonomy places the organism in Eukaryota, Metazoa, Chordata, Aves, Galliformes, Phasianidae.